GAAGAACGUACUCGUUGAAAUUGAUUCCGUAGCAGUGCUUGUUUAUCUUGAACGGUAAACGUUUCUGUGAACCUCACGAACAGAUCUGAUCCUCCGGUUUGAAUUUCAAAAAAGGAGCACCGUAACGAACGGUAGCAGAGUGGGGCAGUUUAUUUUCUUUCUUUUCACGUCCCAUAGCAGCCAUUUGCUGUUAGGACGAGAACAGGAUCGUUUCAACCUUGUGCUCGUUCGUUACAUUCGGAUAUUUAUUGUUUACGCGUGUGCGUCGAGCGAUUUUACGAGAUUCAAUCGCCGGGAUACAAGAGCUGUGUUACCGUUGGGGUGACUUACCAACCACCAAGGUCGGGUCAAUUCGAAGAUGGAAAUAGUGAAACACUUGAGAAAACAUUCUACAAUACUCGCCGUCGAUCUUGCGACCUCACUUGGUUUUAUUUAUUCGUGGAACAGGGGACACAAAUAUGUUGCGUCGGCUGUUUCCUUGUGUUGUAUCGGUGGAACCUAUUUGUACUCUCGAAUUAAGACCCGAGUCAAAAUUCGCCCUAAUGAUGCGGUCAUCGUGACUGGUUGCGAUUCAGGACUAGGAUACAGUUUAGCCCUGCACUGUCGCCAAUUAGGGGCGACUGUGAUCGCCGGCGUAUUACGAAGUGACAGUCCUGGGGCGAAGAAGCUAAUGGAGAACGAUGCGUUUGUUUAUUCUCUGGAUGUUACGAAACCCAUCAGCGUGACUGACUUCGCAGAGUCCGUACGGACGAUCUUGGAACGGGAGAAUUUAGAGCUGCGAUGCUUGAUCAAUAACGCCGCCUUGAUGAUCUUCGGUGAAUUCGAAUGGCAAACAGAGGAGCAGAUCAGGAGUCAAGUGGAAGUCAAUUUCCUUGGCACGAUGAGAAUCACUCGAGAACUGAUGCCGAUGAUCCGAGCGCACUCCAGCCGGAUUGUUGUAAUCUCGAGCCACUGUAACAUCCAGCCGAUCCCUGGGGUGGCAGCUUACAGCGGGACCAAGGCUGCGAUUGGAGCCUGGGCCACCGCCAUGAGGCUCGAGCUAAAGAAGUAUGGCGUCAAGGUCGUCUGCUUUAUCCCUGGGUCUUUCUUCAGGGAGAGCAACAUAUUGGCCCGGCAGACUGAAUACUUCGAGACGAUGAGGAAGUCGAUGACAGAGGAAGCGAGGACUUUCUACGGUGAUUACUUCACCAGCUACUCGCAAUAUUUCGGAUCCGUAGCGCACGGUGGAAACCUGGAAAAGCUGCCAGACCCGAGGAUCUACGAGAUCUUUGAAGGCGCACUGCUUGACAAAUAUCCGUCAGCGCUUUAUAAACAUGAAUCAUGGCGAUACUUCCUGUAUCACGCGUUGUUCAGGAUAACGCCGUCCUGCGUGCGCGACCUGCUCGUCCAGAAAUUCGUGCAGGCACCUCCUUGGACGAAGAAAACGAAUGCUUCCCGUUCCGAAGUGACGCAGAAUCCUCCCAUGAAGGAAGAGCUGCCGGCAGAGAAUGAGAGUCCUUCAAUGAAUAAAAAUAAUACAAUAGGAAAUCAGAAUUCGGUGACGAAACUAUGUUAACGAUUUCUGGAUCCUUUUGCAACAUAAGCAGACUGCGGAUCUGUGUGCUAAUUCGUAUCUUUAUACACCAUUCUGCGAAAUUUCGAAUCAAAGAAAACUUUUCUUGGACAACUAAAAUAUUACUCAUUGUACAAAUAAAAUAAAGAUGCUGUUAGAUCUUGUUCAUUUAUACGCUAUAUGCAUAAAGAUCUGCAGUCUAAUAGCAAGCUUCAAGAAACUUAUAAUGUACCGAUUGGACUGAAUAAAAUAUCUUUAUAUCGUUUAA
This is a messenger RNA of Megalopta genalis, 1820 nucleotides long. NCBI's taxonomy places the organism in Eukaryota, Metazoa, Arthropoda, Insecta, Hymenoptera, Halictidae. The record is from RefSeq and is a predicted model, not a curated record.